Erythranthe guttata (spotted monkey flower) is the source of this 438-nucleotide messenger RNA. NCBI's taxonomy places the organism in Eukaryota, Viridiplantae, Streptophyta, Magnoliopsida, Lamiales, Phrymaceae. The record is from RefSeq and is a predicted model, not a curated record.
AUGACUUGGCGCAUAAAAUUCAAGAGGCUCGACAAAACAGCAAGGCACAUAAUGCAUAUCGAUAAAAAAUCGGUUGAGGAAGUGAAAGCAACCAGAGAGAUCCCCGAAAUAAAGCCCGGUUACAUUGUUCAGCUACGAGUGGAAGUACCGGAGAACACGAGACGCGUGACAACUGUAAAAGGGAUAGUUAUAGCAAAACGAAAUGCCGGUUUGAAUUCGGCAUUCAGAAUACGAAGGCUUGUUGUCGGAGUUGGCAUCGGAUCUCUCUUCCUUCUUAACGGUGGUGGAGCGGUCGACGAUGGUAGAUCCGGUGGUGGAGCAGUCGACGACGGCGGUGAAGUAGGAGUAUCACCAGCAAACAAAUCAGCAAUCCCCUUUAAUGUCAUCACCAUCUCGGUAUAUCCAUCAUUGGCCGGAGGAUCGACCAGAGUAGCUUGA